AUUUACAUGUUAACUUCUAUGUACAGUACUACACUGACUACAAUGUUUCAGUCCUGCCCAUGUAACAGAAACUGGCACUAAAAUUAAAUUUAGCCAAGCAUUAUAAACUCAGGUGGGGGCAGGUUCUUCAGCCUUUCUGGACAUCCCACCAAAGUCAUUCUCCAAGCAGGAGCAAUGGCAGAGCGAAAAUUUACACGUGGCCUGUGCAAGCCAGGAAUGGCUGCACAGGUUCGGGAAAAUGUAUCUCAGGCUGUAAAAGCUACAGCAACACAGGUCAAACCUCGACUUGCUGAUCCCAUAGACUUUGAAGAUUAUGUGUCAAAGAACAAAAUAAUGCUGAAUAAUGAUACCCUACGGGAACUGCUGCUGUACCCUCCUGAUGACAUGUCUCAUUGUGUUGUUCCUCGAGUUACUAGAACACUGCAGUCCUUAGCUUCUGUACAUCUCCAAGAAGACAUCACAAACCCUCUUGUUCGUCAAUGCCUCGCCACUUACUCCCAGGACCUCACCACCAUCACAUACAAGUACCUUCCAUAUUCUGGAUCUUACCUCCAUCUCCCAAGAUUGCCACGAGUGGAUGACCUGAAAGAACAAGUCUAUGAAGUGGACACUGAUAUUGAGCAAGGCGAUUUGGCUAUUCUGAUGAAUGGAGAAAAUAUUCUGAAGAAAGGCUACCUCCUGAAAGGUCCAGAAAGUGGCAAUGAUAAAAUAUUUGGAAACUUCUCCUCCAAAACCUUUAAAAGAAGAUUUGCCUGUCUAAGGCAAGAAGUGGAUGGCACAUACCUACUGGAAUUUCAUAAAGAUGAAAGGAAGCAUGAUCCUAAGGGAACUAUUGUGAUGGAUUUUUGCACACAGAUUACAAGGAAUCCAAAGAGAGGGAAGUGCUGCUUUGAGCUGCAGUUGUCUGAGUGUGCAAAAUCUGUGAUGCUCUCUGCUGAGAGUGAGGCAGACCUGGAAGAUUGGAUAGACAAACUAACACGUGUCAUCCAUGCUGAUAAACCUCAAGAUGAUUCUCGGAGUGAAAGAGGGAUAACACCUCCCUCAAGUAAUUAUGGAACUCUACGAGGUCUGGAGCACAGCCUUAAUCCUCAGUUGAUAAAAUAUGCACAUGAAACCGACUACUCCAUAGCACAGGCACGGAGAGAAGAUCGUCAUCAACUGUUUACUUGUUACUCCAACCUCCCACGUUCGGAGAGUGAAAAUGGCAGUGUAGAACUGAGAGAUGAAAGUCUGAUUUGGCCUUAUGAAGAAAAGUUUGGGACAAGGUUUCGAGUUCUGUUUGAAAGUAUAAAGUUUAGACUGCAAGCCCCAUUAGACUCUGGUGAUGGGCCAUUAUCUCAGCUUGAACCAUACAUAACCCAUGCUGCCCUUUAUGAUGUCAGUAGAAGCUGCAAGCUCUCAGAAGAUUUUCACUUUGACAUGAACAAUCCAAUGGCACGAAAUUUGUUGUCAAGGAACAAAAAGAAAUCUGAUGACAUGAAAGAAAAUUCAGGGAUCUCCCUUCCACUUUCUCUCUCAGGAAUCCCAGAAGAGUGGAUUGCACACCCAAAACAGGCUGUCAUGAGUGUGACAAGACCUAACAGUGAAGUUUUCCUUGUAAUUUGGAUUGAGAAAGUUCUGCAGGGAUCAAUUAGCCAGACUGUGGAGCCCUACUUGAAAAGUAUGGACCUAAAGAGUAUUCAGAAGCUGCAAAGAACAAUUAAAACAUGUUGCCACAGGCUUGGCGCCUUCAGGAUGCCAUUUGGCUGGUGUGCUCGACCACUCUUCAAAAACUCUGGAAAUUUGGAUACAGAAUCAGAUUUUUCACCAAUUUAUCGUUCUGAUGAAAAAAAAUUGGGUGAAUCAGAAUUCAUAAGACUGUUAUCCGACUUUCGGAAGCCUGAAAAAAUGAACAAACUAACAACAAUACCAGGAAAUGUCAGUGUUCAGAUAGUCCCCAUGGAGGUUACAUUACCAAAUUCCCUCACACCAGCUCUGGAGCCAGUUAAACCCUUUCCCAACCCUCCCACCCAUGAACCUACUGUUGAAGUUCAAGAGUUUCCUUGUAAACAGAUAGAUGACAUUCAUCCCUUUGUGAGUUACUGUAACCACCUUUAUGUUUAUCCUCACAAUCUCAAUUAUGAGAAUCAGAAGAGCUUCAGCAGAGCUAGGAACUUGGUUUGCUGUGUUGAACUUCGAGACUCAGACAGUGAAGGUGCAACCUCUCUUUGCGCAAUAUAUGGUCGACCAGGUUCUGGAGCUCUGACUACACAGAUGUCAACUGUUGUUCUACAUCACAACACAGUUCCUGACUGGGGAGAUGAAGUGAAGAUUCUUUUACCUCACAAUUUGUCAUCAUCACAUCACCUGCUAUUUACAUUUUCACAUGUUGCCAUAGAGGCAGCUAAAGCAGGCAAGAAGGAUGUCCCAGUGGAAACAGUUGUUGGUUACUCAUGGCUGCCCCUUACCCACAAAGGACGGCUAGUCACAGAAGAUCAGACUCUUCCUGUGGCAGCUCACUUGCCAGCCAAAUACCUAUCAAUUGAGCCUCUUGGACUUGGAAAAGGGUUUGCAGGACCAGAGGUACGAUGGGUUGAUAAUCAAAAAAAUGUCUUUCAUGUGUCCAUGAGGUUGGUCUCAACGGUGCUGAAUUCAGACCAACACCUGCACAAUUUUUUCCAGUCCAGUUCCUCACUUCUACCUCUAACUGGUUCCUCUAGUGGGGGCUGUGGAGCCUCUAGUCCAAGGUCUGCUCAGCCCAUUGAUAUUGACACACUCAAAAACUUGAAGGCACUUCAUGCUCUGGAAGUUGGAACAAUAAUAGCCUUCUUUCCAACACUCCUCAAUCAGCUUUUUGGUGUUCUUCUAAAUGUUGGCCCAGAUGUUGCUACUAAUGUCACCCGGGUGAUGGUUCAUAUCAUUGAUCAAGUAUAUGAAGCUGGACGUGAUGACAUUUUGAGCUCUUACAUUAAGUAUGUUAUGAGCAUUUCUUGCCAUGGGCGUAAAACUGUUCAUGAGGAGCUUUGUCACUCUCUUUCGGAGCUUCUCCAGCCCUCCAGUAUGGAUCAGACCCUGAUCAACAAAAUUCUUCGUCAUGGGCAGUUCUUCUUUGCCUUUAUUACUCGCUCCAUGGCUCUUCACUUGUUGACAACUGCUAGAAUAAAGAUGGUUCGAAAUGAGAGAUUUAGUGAUGAGUAUCAGAGUGAAGUACAGUCACUUGUGGAGGUGGUUAGUACUCACAUUGUCCAGCGGUUCAAAGAGAAUCCAGUGGAAGCACGAGCAGCCAACACUGCUCUUGCACAUUUUCUCAAGCGAUGUCUCAGCAUGAUGGACCGAGGGUAUGUGUUUGGGCUCAUUAAAUUGUAUCUAGAGCAUUUUAGUCCUGGCGAUCCUAUUAUCCUCCACGUGUACAAGUUCACUCUGUUACGUGUAGUGUGCUCACAUGAACACUUUGUGCCACUCAACCUUCCCAUCUUCAAUACUCCUCUCAGCCCAGAUGCCAAAAAGGCUAAAUUACGUCAUGGCACAGAUGAAUUCUUCCUGAGCACUGACUUCAACUCCAAACACUUCCUUGUGGGUGCCUUGUUGAGUGAGCUGCGUGUUUCCCUUGGAGAAAUUGCAGAAGUGCAGCGGGUGGCAAUUGGAGUCCUCAGAGAUUUGUUGGCCAAGCAUUCCUUUGAUGACAGAUACUUACAGUCUGCACAACAAGGGAGGAUUGCCUGCCUAUAUUUUCCAAUUGUUUCAAUUCUUCUGGAAAACGUCAAGCGGCUCAGUUGGCCUCUUGCCCCAUCCUCCACCAGCUCCAGCCAACGCAGGCUGGACCCCCGAGCCAGCUCCAGAGCACGCAGUGGGAGAUCUGGGGCAGGAAGUAUUGACAUGAGCACCUACAGCACACCUUCACGCAAAGGUUCCAGCCGAGUAGAUGUGUCCAGCUUGUCUGGUAGGGGAGAUUCUUCUUACCUGGCAAUCAUUGCUGGACCAGGUGGUCUGAUUCCACCCCAUGCUGCACUAGUAAAUGGAAGGUCCAAUUCUAGUCUGGAGUCAGAGGAUCAGUUACCAUCUGUAGCCAACUCAGAAGCAUUGGAGGAAGAGUUGGAGGAAGAUGAGGAUGAGAAAAGUCAUUCCAGAAAUUUGAGUGUGGCAUUUGCUGGAGAGAGUGGACCAGUGAGAUAUGACAAGUUGAGUCCUGGGGAGGUGCGGGAUCUCCUCUUGUGCUUCCUUCACACACUCAAACAUGUUCCUGAGGCUCAUCUGGUGUCUUGGUGGGUUACUCUGAGUAGUGAAGCAUUGAACCACUUCUUCACACUUCUACAACUUUGUUUAUAUCAUUUCAAGUACACUGGUAAAAGACAAAUAGUAAGAGAACAGGCCCCCAAAAAAGCAUCUACUUUGCCUGCUAAGCUUCAACCGCCAUACUCUAGUGGCAGGAUGUCCACAGCUACUGACAGUUACAGUGUGAGCAGUCAUGAGGGAGAAGGAUGGCUGAAAGCCCUUCAAGAAGCAAAUCUUGCUUCAGAAGUUAGUCUUAUAGUGCUUGAUGUUUUGGGUAACUUCACAACACAUUGCCGUGACAUCCUCACUUCUGAUGGAGCAGAAGUCAUUAUGCAACAGGUCUUUGCUCUUCACUUACUUUUCCUUCAACUUGGACAGUCAGAAAAUGUGAUGAAGCAUGUAUUUGCUUCUAUCAGAGCUUUCAUCAAUAAUUUUCCUCGAACACUGUUUCAAGGGGAUGCUUCACUGUGUGGGUCUCUCUGCUUCGAGAUGUUAAAAUGCUGCAACAGCAAGCUGACCAAUUUGCGCCAUGAAGCCUGUGCUGUGCUCUACCUUCUCAUGAGGAGCAACUAUGAAUUCACUAGACGAACAGGCAUCAACAGAGUUCAUUUACAGGUGAUAAUUUCUGUGUCACAACUUCUUGGGGAAGUUAUUGGCCUGAAUAAUUCUAGGUUCCAAGAAUCCAUGGCUCUUAUAAACAGCUAUGCUUCAAGUGACAAGGCAAUGAAUAAUACAGGAUUUGUCAGUGAAGUACGGGACUUGACAAAGAGAAUUCGGACAGUUUUGGUUGCCACUGCUCAAAUGAGGGAGCAUGAACGUGAUCCUGAAAUGUUAUGUGACCUGCAGCAUUCACUGGCAGCCUCCUAUGCUGCCACUCCUGAGUUACGCACCACUUGGCUUCAGGCCAUGUCCAAACAUCAUGUCAAGAAUGGGGAUUUAUCAGAGGCUGCAUUUUGUCAGCUCCACAUUGCUGCUCUCAUGGCAGAAUAUCUACGACACCAAGGAGAGUUCCCCGAUGGUUGUCAGAUCUUUUCCAUUAUAUCAGACAACAUUCCGCGGGAUGAGUCUAAUUUACGUCUUGAUGCAGAUGAUGCAUGCAACUCCAAGCCUCCACGCUUUCACUCUGGACUGGUUGACACUGUCUUCACAAUGGACUCAUUGAUAAACCAGCUGGAACUGGCUGGUGGGAUGGUGGAACGAUCUGAACGUUAUGAGCUGCUGGGCAACUUAUACCGAAUUCUUAUUCCUAUUUAUGAAGCUCGGCGUAACUAUCCAGCCCUAGUUCAGUGUUACUCCCACUUAUACCAGGCAUAUUCCUGUGUGGUGGAAGUCAAUACCUCACAGAAGAGGUUGCUAGGUCGGUACUACAGAGUUGCCUUCUUUGGACCAACCUACUUUGAAGAUGAAGCUGGAAAAGAAUAUGUGUAUAAGGAACCUAAAGUGACUUCACUGGCAGAGAUAUCUGAGCGUCUUUACCACCAAUAUUGUGAUAAAUUUGGCAAGGAAGCUGUGAAGAUGAUAAUGGAUUCAAAUCCGGUUGAAGCAGAUGAGCUUGAAUCUAGGUAUGCUUACAUUCAAGUGACUCAUGUUUCUCCUUACUUUACUGAGGAGGAUCGAGUCAACAGACAAACUGAAUUUGAUCGCAACAACAACAUCAAUACAUUCAUGUUUGAAACUCCUUUCACUCAAGGAGGUAAGGCUCAUGGGAAGCUGGAGGAGCAGUGGAAGAGAAGAGUCAUCAUUAAAACUGAUUACUCUUUUCCCUAUGUAAAGAAGAGAAUCCUUGUCAACCAUACAGAGGUUUUAGAAAUGUCACCAAUUGAAGUAGCAAUUGAUGAAAUGGAGAGUCGGGCAAAAGAGCUUAAAGAAAUAAUCAACAAGAAACCAACUGAUGUUAAGAAGCUGCAGUUGAAGCUUCAGGGAAGCAUUAGUGUCCAAGUAAAUGCAGGACCCUUGGCUUAUGCUUCUACUUUCCUUGAUGAAUCACACUGUGCUUCUUAUCCUGUUAAUCAAGUACUGCGGCUCAAGGAUGUAUACAGAGAGUUUGUGUGCAUAUCCAAGGAAGCAUUAGACUUGAAUAGUCUAGUUAUAAGCAGUGAUCAAUAUGAAUAUCAAAUGGCCUUGGAAAGCAAUUUCUCAGAGUUGCUACAAUCCCUAUCUUCCAUCCUGAAUGAGCCUCUUUUAGCAGCCCAGGUGGCUGUUGACAGUGUACUGAAGAGGUCAUCUCAACAUUAUCUGAGCAUGAUAAGCUCUCCUGGGGGUGCCAGUAGUAGUGCAUAAGUUCUAUUUCUAACUUGAAAUAUUAAUAUUUAGACUUUAUAGAAGUGUUCAACUAUUGCCUUUUAUUAGGUUCAUGGCAUUUACCUAGUCUGCUUCACAGGGAAAACUUAAUAAUUGAUCAUGAACUUAUUGAGAAUUUGAUGACAUCGAAAUUAGGAGAAAAUCAGAUUAGAGGAAGGUUGCACAACUGUGGCAUUGAACAUAAUAAGGUUUAUAGCUUGAACUGUUAUCUGUGUUCAUAAAGAUAAUUAAUUGAUGGUUGUUUUCAAUGGAGGAUGCAAAUUUAGUUUUGUGCCAUUGUAAGGAUAUUGCUGUGUGUAAAUUGGAAUUACUAAUAAGUAGAAGAGAGUAAGUUUUCUUAGUACAUUAAUGUAGAUUUUAGAAAUUUAUUUUUUAUUUUUAUUUAUUUAUUUUAUUUUUGUGUGUGUGUGUGUGUGUCUGUAUUGAAAAUUGAAUUAUUAUAAUUUAUUAAAGUAGGAACAGAAUUACAAGUACCAUAAUAAGCAUCAUCCUGUAUUUCUUCAACAUGAGCACAUACCAGACCAUCUUAAGAAACACAGGAUGGUGCUCAUUACAGCUCACAAUUCAGUUCUUACCAACCAAGAACGUUCCCAUAAUUUUUAAAAGUAAAAUACCAUUAAUAGUUUUAUGAUCAUUAUUUAAGUAAAAAUUCUCAUAUUUGAAAAUGGUAAAGUAUUUUUUAUUUAUAAUUUAAUCCAUUUUAUUAGGAAUGAAAUCAGUAAUUGUGAAAUUUUAUGAUCUGAUGGCUUUUAGUUAAAAGGGAAAUGAUGGCUUGGUUUCAAGAGAAUAUAUUUAAUAUAUGCCAACAGUCAUAUAUUAAUGCAGACUAUUAUACCAUAAAAUAUCUUAGCUCAAAGUUUUGCCAGUGACAAGCUGCCUCUUUUAUGCAUUAUUGUUCUUCAUGCCACACUUGGUAUAGGAAUUUCACUACUUGAGAACCCAUGAACAACAUAACAUUGUUAUUAUAAUAUUUUCUUUACAUGAUGCUUAUUUUGCACUGAGAAAACCCACUUGCACACUGCAGAUAUUCUGUCCCUCCCACAUAGGUAACUGAUUGAAUCUUACUGUAAAAUUGGGAAUAUGAAGAAUGUUUUAUUAAAUAUAUGUAUGGUAAUCAUUAGAUACAAAUAUGAAUAUUAAAUAUUAUAAUCUAAGUAAUUGACAGUACUGUUCUGAUCAUUAAUUGAGGUCCACUUAAAAUAAAGUAAUAUUCGGAUUGAGGCAACAGCUUUGCAUCUCUCAGUACACUUCUCAGGCUAUAGAUACCACUUGACUUUCAAUUAUUCUUCACACAUCAUUACUGUAAAUGUAAGAACAGAGCAUUGUAGAAAGGUAUUUUUAUAGUUAAUUAAUGAAUUCAAUAUAACUGGAGGGUUUGAAUGGAGAAAUAAGGAAUAGGAGCUGUGCUGUCAGUCCCACCUCCCUCUGCCAGCCACCAGCAUCUUUCUGGACUACAAUGACAUUCACUUUAUUCAUGUCUUGCAAAGCCUAGAGGCACAUGUAGCCUGUGAUAAAACUGAGGAAUUUGAAAUAUUUGUUUAUUUA
Scylla paramamosain (green mud crab) is the source of this 8097-nucleotide messenger RNA. RefSeq names its product dedicator of cytokinesis protein 9-like (gene Ziz). Bases 175 to 6531 code for a protein of 2118 amino acids. Lineage: Eukaryota; Metazoa; Arthropoda; Malacostraca; Decapoda; Portunidae. Gene Ontology annotation, biological process: small GTPase-mediated signal transduction; positive regulation of GTPase activity. The transcript is spliced from 37 exons. Gene Ontology annotation, molecular function: guanyl-nucleotide exchange factor activity. The record is from RefSeq and is a predicted model, not a curated record.